UGACGGGUCUGGACCUGCUUUGCCUUUCUGUUUUGGUCCUUCGGUGCCACUUCAGCCCCUGACUCUGCUGUGCGGCUUUCUGCAGGGAGAGGAACCACCAUGUUGGCUCUGGUGCUCUUCUUGCUUUGUGCGGCCUCCGCCGUGACCUCCUCCACCAAAGGUGUUGCUGCUGGACCUCGGCUGGACAACAACCAGCUGUACAAAUUCAGCUACACCACAGAGGUCCUGCUGGACAAGGCCCGAGGGUCCAGAGAGGGCGGCGCCGGCUACAGAAUCUCAAGUGACGUGAACGUUAACCUAGUUUGGAGAGACCCGGGCAGCAAGGAUGACCAGCUGGUCCGACUGGUGAUGUCAAAUGUGAGGAUUGAGCCUGCGUCUCUGAGGUCAGAGAAGAAGAACGUCCUCCAUGGGACCACGACUGAGAGCGUCCUGGGAAAAACCAACCUGGCAGCUCUGACCAAACCGUUCCUGGUGCACCUGAAAAAUGGAAAGACAAAAGCCUUUUAUUCCUACUGGGCAGAACCUGCAACCAUCAAGAAUCUAAAGCGAGGCCUCACCAGCUUGUUGCAGCUUCAGCUCCACACCGGGAAGGUUGUCGAGAAUGAUGUGUCUGGGCGGUGCACCGUUCAGUAUCAGGCAUCACAAGGUCAAGUAACACGAACCAAGCUCCUGGAGACGUGCAAGACUUCCGAGACCGGAUUCACCACGCACAGUAAGGUGUUGGGUGUGAGCAAGAAGUCCAGCUCUGUUACGAUUUUCAAACUCAAAGAUGGUUUCAUCAAAUCAGCCGAGGCAGAAGAAACGCACACCCUGGCUGUUAAUUCUCACAGGACUGCUGCAGCUAAAGUUGUGUCCAGGCAAACCCUCGUGUUGGUUGGGACGGAGGCUGGACCGUUUGAGGUCGCUGGCAAAGAUGUUGCCGGCGUUGUCAAGUCCGUCGAUCCCAAACUGGCAGCUGUUGGUAUUGCUGCUGAUAAGGUCAAAACAAAAUGCAAAGGCUGUCCAUCACUUCUUGAACAUUGGCAGGCUGUCCAGAAGCAGCUGGAGCCAGCCAGCCUGUCCAAAGCCACGGCUCCUCGCAGCUUCCUGGCCCUCCUCCAGAGCAUUCGGAAGGCGUCCAAAGACGAGAUCCUCAAAGUGCUGAAAAGUGCCAGCAAGACCUCUCUACCUCAGGUGGUGGACGCUGUGACGUCUUCUCAAACCCCUGCGUCUCUGGAUGCCAUUCUCGAGUUCCUCAACUUCACCGACUCCAAGGGUUUGGUUCUGCAGGAGAGGUUCCUUUAUGCGUGUGGCUUUGCCUCGCAUCCUAACGAGAGGAUGCUGCAGGCACUGCUGGAUAUUUAUAAAGGAAAGAUUGGCAGCAAAGACAUCAGAGAAUCAGUGGUGAUCAUCAUGGGAGCCCUGGUCCGCAAGCUGUGUCUGAAAGGAGACUGUAGUUUACCGACAGUGAUGCAGGUGAAGAAGAUGAUCUUAGAAGGUCCUGAGAGCACUAAAGAUGAGGCAGAGAUCCAGAUGUACCUCCUGGCCCUGAAGAACUCCCUGCUGCCUGAGGCCGUUCCCAUCCUCAACAGGUUUGCUGAGUCCGAGGUCGGGUCUUACAGCACCAUCGCCCUGACUGCCCUGCAGAGAUAUGACGUCAGUCUCAUAAACAGUGAGGUGAAACAGACAGUGAACCGGGUCUACCACCAGAAUCUACGGAUCUAUGAGAAGAAUGUGAGAGCUGCUGCGGCGGACGUCAUCCUGAGCAGCAACCCCUCCUACAUGGAGGUCAAAAACCUGCUCCUGUCCAUCGGAAACCUUCCUCAUGAAAUGAACAAGUACAUGCUGUCGAAGAUCCAGGACAUCCUUCGCUUUGAAAUGCCAGCCAGCAAGGUCAUUCAACAAGCUAUGAAGGACAUGAUCUCCCACAACUACAACCGCUUUGCUAAGGUUGGGUCCUCGUCUGCAUUCUCAGGAUUUAUGGCACAAUCUGCGGACGUGACCUCCACAUACAGUUUGGACAUCCUGUACUCAGGCUCCGGCGUCCUGAGGAGAAGCAACAUGAAUAUUUAUGGUUCCAGUAACGAAGCAAUGCUGCACGGACUGCAGGUGGCGAUUGAGGCCCAGGGUCUGGAGUCUCUGAUCGCUGCGACGCCGGAUGAAGGAGAGGAAGACCUGGAGUCGUUCGCCGGCAUGUCGGCGCUGCUGUUCGAUGUGCAGCUGCGACCCGUCACCUUCUUCAAGGGCUACAGUGACCUGAUGUCCAAAAUGUUCUCCAUGACGGGAGAACCCAUGAACGUGGUGAAGGGACUGAUCCUGCUCACUGACCACUCUGAGGUCGUGCAGCUGCAGUCUGGGCUGAAGGCGAGCGCAGAGUUUCAGGGGGGGCUGGCCAUUGAUAUUUCAGGAGGGAUGGAGAUUAGCCUGUGGUACCGAGAGUCCAAGACCAGCGUCAACAACCGGAAAAUGGUCAUGAUGUUCAGGAAAACCCCAGGAAGCACCGAGGUUCAGGCCUGUGACUGCUUCCAGUGA
Messenger RNA from Nematolebias whitei (Rio pearlfish), 2511 nucleotides. It is a transcript of the gene mttp, whose product is annotated as microsomal triglyceride transfer protein. The record is from RefSeq and is a predicted model, not a curated record. Gene Ontology annotation, biological process: cholesterol homeostasis; lipid transport; lipoprotein metabolic process. The transcript is spliced from 17 exons. Gene Ontology annotation, molecular function: lipid binding. Gene Ontology annotation, cellular component: Golgi apparatus; endoplasmic reticulum; basolateral plasma membrane. The coding region runs from base 100 to 2511 and encodes 803 amino acids. NCBI's taxonomy places the organism in Eukaryota, Metazoa, Chordata, Actinopteri, Cyprinodontiformes, Rivulidae.